ACACUGUUUGCAGGCGCGUGCAUGUCGCCCUGGUCACGUUCCUCUAGUUGAAUUGGGUGUUCACCGUGUCUUUGUCACUUUCGGUGAAGCUAGCCCCCGUUUGUUGCUUGUUAAUGUCCGUUUUUUAUAUUACUUACGCUGCAGGAUGGACGUGUCCGACAGGCUGGCCGUGUGGCGGCAGCUGGCUGAGAGCUGUGGCCUCAGCACCAUGGAGCAGAGCCUGGAGCAGAUGUGGAGGCUGCUGCUGCUCUGCCUCGUGUGCAGACUCAGCUUCAGACUGGGAGGCGCAUCCACAGUGACCCAUGUGGUGUCGGUGUUGGCUGGGGGUUACGGCCUCUUCCUGUUCUUUGAGCUGCAUAUGCUGUGGGUGCUGUUACUCAGUGGGCUCUGUUAUCUCACCCUGCUGCUCAGCCAGUACUCCAACAGCAGGGGCCUCUUCCUCUCAGCUGUUAUCCUGCUCUACCAUCUCAUCGGAGAAUUGCAUUUAAUUGACGCGGUGACUUGGCAUAAAAUAAGAGGUUCUCAGAUGGUUGUGGCGAUGAAGGCCAUCUCUCUUGCCUUCGACCUGGACAGAGGAGCCGUGAGCAGCCUGCCUUCCCCGCUUCACUUCCUGAGCUAUGUGCUUUUUGUGGGGACUGUUGUCUUUGGUCCCUGGAUCAGUUUUUCCAGUUAUAAGAACGCCACUGAAGGCAGACAGCUGAGCUGGUCGUGGAUGAAGAGUUCCCUCCUCAGCCUCCUGAAGAGUCAGAUGUGUCUGCUGGUCUCCACCUGCAUCGCUCCUUACCUCUUCCCUUUGUUUAUCCCAGUCUAUGGAAGCUCAGUCACAGAUAAGUGGCUUCGUGCGUAUGAGAAUGCAGUGUCAUUCCACUUCAGCAACUAUUUCGUGGGUCACCUCAGUGAAGGCACCACAAUGCUGUCAGGGGCAGGCUUCACUGUGGAAAAAGAAAACGUCCAAUGGGGGAUGCGUGUGGUGACGCCUCUCGCUGUGGAGCUGCCUCGCUCCAUGGUGCUGGUAGUGACAUCCUGGAACAUCCCUAUGUCUCGAUGGCUCAAAACCUAUGUGUUUAAGAAUGCCGUGCGGCUAGGCACCUUCCCCGCCAUCCUGGUGACUUACAUGGCCAGCGCUUUGUUGCACGGCCUCAGCUUCCACCUAGGAGCUGUACUGCUUUCUUUGGGUUUCAUCACAUAUGUUGAGCACGUUCUGAGAAAGAAGCUUGCAUCCAUCUUCAGUGCCUGCAUCCUAUCCCGACCCUGCAUGUCUGGCUGCAGCCAUCAGCACAGGAAGGAAUAUUGGGUUAUUCUGCUGAACCUUCUCUUCACCUUUUUGGCCAUCUUCCACCUCACCUACUUGGGCUCUAUGUUUGAUCCUGGACUUGAUGAGCAGGAAGCAGAAGAGGGCUUUUCAGCCAUCCACACCAUCCAGAGGUGGUCUGAGCUGAACUGGGCCAGCCACUGGGUUAUGUUCGCCUGCUGGAUCUUCUACUGUUUGAUUAGGUGACUUUGGACGGGAGAGCUUCGAACCGAACACCUCACAAGGCUUGUGUUGCUGGUUUUCAGGAUGAUGUUGUGGAAGCUGCAGACCAGCGUAGGCCAAGAAGACAAAGGUGUGGGCAGGUAGAUGGGGCAUCAAUGUCCCACACAUCCUGAAAGGACACUAGGACUGAGAACAUAAACACUAGUUUGGUAUGUUACUGAUUUAUGACUGACAGAGGGAUUCUUAGUCUACUGUUCAGACUAUGUGUGUAUAUAUAUAUAUUUAACUCUUAUAUAUACUCUUGUUUAUGUUAACAUAAACAUAUGUUAAUAAAUUCACAUUAUAAAACCUGA
This is a messenger RNA of Betta splendens (Siamese fighting fish), 1827 nucleotides long. Its product is annotated as protein-serine O-palmitoleoyltransferase porcupine-like. The record is from RefSeq and is a predicted model, not a curated record. The transcript is spliced from 13 exons. Gene Ontology annotation, molecular function: palmitoleoyltransferase activity; Wnt-protein binding. Gene Ontology annotation, biological process: lipid modification; canonical Wnt signaling pathway; Wnt protein secretion. Gene Ontology annotation, cellular component: membrane; endoplasmic reticulum. Lineage: Eukaryota; Metazoa; Chordata; Actinopteri; Anabantiformes; Osphronemidae. The coding region runs from base 146 to 1498 and encodes 450 amino acids.